Lolium perenne is the source of this 1363-nucleotide messenger RNA. RefSeq lists its product as uncharacterized. The record is from RefSeq and is a predicted model, not a curated record. NCBI's taxonomy places the organism in Eukaryota, Viridiplantae, Streptophyta, Magnoliopsida, Poales, Poaceae.
ACUGUAUUUUAUCACUACAAUCGCCUUCGUGCGCUCUGCUUUCGUGGUUUCGAUACACGCGCCCUGCCAGCUUCAAGCUCGAACGGUCGACGCUCUCCUGCACAGUUCCUCACAUGGCCUCGCUCUGCGCCUCCUGGUGCUGGGCAGCUCCCGUGACCGUCGCCGCCGCGUCCCCGAGCACGCGCCCCGCUCGCGUGACCCUGCGCGCGCUCCCGCGUGCCGCCUCGCCGGCGCCGUUGCUGAGGAUCCAGCUGGGCCGACGCCCGCGCGGCGCAUUCUUCCUCUCCCGGUGCCAGAAGGGCGCCGAUCGCCACCUCGAGCCUGAUGAGCCCGAGCCCGAGCCCGAGCUGGGGCGAGAGGACGGCGGUCCGGAUUCGUUAGACGUCAUGAUCAAGGAUCUGGCGGAGUACAGUGACUACUAUAGAGCCAACAAACUGGGCCUGCGCGUGCCACCCAGGAUGUUCCGUAAGCAGGACGAUGAAAUUUGUGAGCAUAUGAAGAAGAUUAUUCGUUCCAAGACAGUCCCUUGUGGCUACGAUGGAAAAAGGAUCAACGCGUCAUUGGGUCAAGAGAAUCCAAGCAACAAUCAGAUGGCAAUGACGGUCUGCCGGCGAGCUCGAUCAUCUCUUGAUAUAGCUUCCAUGGUCAUGGAUAUUACAUCAGUGUUAGGCCUCGGUACAGCAGAAAUCUCUCAACAUACAACAGGCCAGAUGGUUAGGAUGUAUGCAGCAACCUUUUGUGAUGCUGCCGAGGCUGCCUGCCUCACAGGGAUUGAGAAGGACACAAUUCUUUCGUUUCUGGGGGCUCUUGGAUGUUUAGGGGCAAUUGCACAUAUCUUGGUUGAAGAUAUCAGCGCGAAACUCAAAGAUGGUCCUUGGAAGAAUAAGAUAAAGUUUCACUUGGAUAUAGAUUACCAUGAAUUCUGUAAGAAGAUGGAUGCUUUGAAAAUGGAAAUUGAUUUGGCUGAACGAAAUGAUGCACGCAAGGCUAUGGAUCAGGUACUCUGGAAUGGUGUGCGGCAUGCAGAAUCAUAUGUUUCCAAACUGAUCAAAGAUGCGUUAUCCCAUUAGUAAGUUAAUCAAAUUGAUUUGCAGCCUCCCAAAUGCAGGUGGUUUUUGCUAUAGUAUUGCCACCUGCUGUGUAUUGCUGCAUGCUAAGCUAUACAUGAAUCAUCUGCCUCUUGUUGGUGUGAAGCCAUAUGCAGAAAAAAGAGAAUGCUUGCAUCAGUAUUCUUCUUUGCCAGAGAGCCGAAAGAAGAAGAAAAAUGCAUGCAGAAUAAUGUUCCAUUGGUUCUUAAUGUGUUGAUAUUGUAAUGGAGGAAGAACACUGUCCAUGAUUUUUAAUACAAGUGUUUUUUUUUUUA